Messenger RNA from Chelonoidis abingdonii (Abingdon island giant tortoise), 419 nucleotides. Its product is annotated as ly6/PLAUR domain-containing protein 2-like. NCBI's taxonomy places the organism in Eukaryota, Metazoa, Chordata, Testudines, Testudinidae. The record is from RefSeq and is a predicted model, not a curated record. Gene Ontology annotation, cellular component: plasma membrane.
UCUAGCUCUUCCUGGCCGCCCAGGCUGAGGGUCUGCUCAGGAUGAAGGCGCUUCUGGCUGUACUGCUGGCUGGCCUUGUGUGCAUGGAGCUAGCCCAGUCCUUGCGAUGCUACACCUGCAAAGAACCGACAGAUCUCUCUGCAUGCACCUUGGUCAGCAACUGCUCUGAGAACGACACCGCGUGCAGGACAACUGUGCAUUCUGUAGACUCUGGUUACCCCUUUUUCGGGAACAUCACCGUCUCCAAAUCCUGUGCUAAGAUGUGCAUACCCUCCGACCCGGAUGGAAUCGGGGAGUCCCACCCUGACUCGUGCUGUCGCACCGACCUGUGCAAUACCGACGGCGUGCCAGAGCUGACAGCCAAUGCCAUGGCAAUCACAGCUGCCGCUCUCUGGACCCUCCUGAGGGUCAUGCUGUAG